UUUAAGACGGAGCUGGUCACAUCGCAAUGUCGGUCCAACUAGCGUUGCUGAACAUGAUGAAUUUAACUCGAUCAUCGCCAUGCGUAAGGCCGUCUAUAGAUGACUUCCCAAGCGAUUUCAUGACUCAACACCAGCGACAAAGUCAGGGGGGAGUUGCUUUCCAUUUUCUCAUGGUCAUUUACAUGACGAUCGCAUUAUCGCUGGUCUGUAACGUAUACUUUGUUCCUUCUCUACAAAAAAUCACAAACAAGCUUCAUAUGAGUUCUGACGUAGCCGGUGCAACUCUCAUGUCUAUAGGGACCUCUUCCCCCGAACUGUUCACCGCACUGGUCGCAGUUUUAAUUACAGAUGGCGAAAUUGGCCCCGGAGCCAUACUAGGAAGUCUGCAGUUCAAUGUUUUAUUUAUAGUAGGAAUUUGUGGUUUGUUUGCUGGCUCUGUAUUGCCUUUGAGAUCGUGGCCUCUGUUGCGAGACAGCUUUGCUUUCCUUUUGAGUGUAAUGGCAUUGAUCGUUGUUAUUUGGGACAAAAAGGUUUACUGGUAUGAAGCAUUCGCGCUGGUGAUUAUGUACUUGCUGUAUGUGCUUAUUAUUUACUUCAACUCAACCUUUCGACGUUGCUUUAACGAGUUCACAGGAAGCGAAGAAUGGGUUGAGACCGACAUUGAAAAUGGUAGUGAUGAGAAAAGCCUCCUUUUAGAAAACGACUACGUAAACAGCACACAAAUGGCCAACCUCUCGAGAUCCGAAAAAGGAGAGAAAGAAGAGGAACAAGUUGAAAUCACUGACCAGUUUGACGAUUCACCAUUCUCAUUGCCACAAGGAUUCUUUUAUAAAACUCUGUGGUUGGUUUCAUUACCAAUCACAUGCUUACUUUACGUGACAAUUCCUGACUGCCGCAAGGAGCGAUGGGAAAAUUGGUAUUUGUUUUCGUUCAUUAUGUCAGUGCUGUGGGUUGCUAUUUUCACCUACGUAUUGGUUUGGAUGGUGGUAAUCAUUGGCUUCACUCUUGAAAUUCCAGAUGUCGUGAUGAGUUUCACGUUACUGGCAGCGAUGACCAGCAUCCCCGAAGCUAUUUCGAGCUUAAUUGUAGCAAGGCAAGGGGAAGGGGAUAUGGCAGUGUCCCAUGCAGUCGGCAGUAACACAUUCGACAUAUUGUUGUGCCUUGGAGUGCCUUGGUUACUGAAGACAACGAUCGUAGCUAAUGUAGAUUACGUUGUUUUAGAGGAUGUUGCUUUGAUUUACACAUCCUUUUUGCUCAUAGGUUCUGCGUUAAUUGUCGUAGUUUUUCUCAAGGUAAACGGUUGGCAUUUAAAUAAGUGUCUUGGUAUUUCGUUUUCUGUUUUUUAUUUGGGUUUUACCGGUGUUUCAGUUACUUUUGCUUAUUUAUUUGGCGACAACAAGCCGAUGUGUUAGCCAUGUAAGACAUAGCAUGAACAAAAACAAUGACCUGUAAUUUUUUAACCAGAGCGUAUAGGCAAUAACAAGCUGAUAUUCAUAUCACUCUUAAUUCCCCUAAUAACAUUUUCUCCUAUUACGAACCAAAAUUAUCAUCAAAAGAAUCAUUUUAUUGCGAUUCUUUCAAGGAUAAUCGAAGUUCUUGCAACAAGUAUGAAUAGAAGAGAAUUCUUCUGGUAAGAAUGCAUUACAUCUGAAUACGUUGAGAAGAAUCCCCAUUUUAGGAAUUCUUACCACAAGAAUCGGGAAUUCUUUUCUAAAGAACGAGAAUUUUUUUGGCAGGCAAUAGGUAGAGAGUUCUUCUGGAAAGAGUGUUCAAUCGCAAACCUUACAAAAAGAAUCGAAAUUUCAUAAUUCAUAAGAUAAGAAACAGAAUCUCUCAUAACCAAAGUUUUAUUAAGUUAACUUUUUUGCCUGUAACUUUGAUAAUUAAAGACCUGAUUAUGUGAUAAAGUCUGUUGAGUUAUGCGACACAACAGCGGCGCGGUGGAGUAGCUACAUGAGCGAUUCCCUGGGAAAGCAAAAAUGAUGUCGAAGCCGCGACAAUUUGCAUUUAAUUUUCGUGUGAAAAUUCACAACACCAAAGUAUUUUACUUUGCGAGCGAAAGACUAAUCUGGAGGUUUGAGCAGUUCCAAAAGAGACUUUAAAUUUCUUUCAUUCGAAUCUGUUUUGCACGUCGCUGCAAACAACAAUGUCGUGACCUACAGCACUUGCACUUUCAACGCGAAUUAGAAUGCAUGUUUUGACACUAUCUUUUCAAUAUUACAGACGAUUUCCAUGCAAUGUGAGGUCCUUUUGUUGGGUUAGCUCGUUUUUAUUCAGAUAGCCCGUGAUAAUCUUAAGAACCUCACGUGCACAGUUCAGCGGCCAUCUUUGUCUAUUGUCUGCCAUCUAACCUUUGUACGCGACAAAAUACGACAGUAAAUAGUUUUGGUUUCUGUCGUCAAAUAAAGUAACUUAUGUUUAAUUCCUGUUUUCGAUGCGAUUUCGUUAAGAUAAAUUACAACUGAUUGGGGCCGAAGAAUGUACAGUACUUGAAGGCUUCAAUUUGCAACAAAAGCUCGAUUUGUAUGAUUCUUAAUUAAGCAUACCACUUCCCCUUUCAAUUAUGUUUGUGAACAGAAAAGUACCGGAUUGCUCAGUGAGAGAGGGGAUCAUAGGAAAGGACUAGCGGUUGUAAUUGGCAUGCUAUUAAUUCGUUGAUGUAAGAACAACAACUGCUUUGUUGCAGAUUGUAACAAUCACUGAAUGGUAUGGGGCAUGAUCUGGGAAUUAUAUAUGUCACUAAUACACAAAGAAUCACACAUGUAGACAAAUAUUAAAAAUUGUCAAU
Messenger RNA from Pocillopora verrucosa, 2788 nucleotides. The record is from RefSeq and is a predicted model, not a curated record. Lineage: Eukaryota; Metazoa; Cnidaria; Anthozoa; Scleractinia; Pocilloporidae.